This is a messenger RNA of Syngnathus typhle (broad-nosed pipefish), 3220 nucleotides long. RefSeq names its product ubiquitin specific peptidase like 1 (gene uspl1). Gene Ontology annotation, cellular component: Cajal body. The record is from RefSeq and is a predicted model, not a curated record. The transcript is spliced from 9 exons. Gene Ontology annotation, molecular function: SUMO binding. NCBI's taxonomy places the organism in Eukaryota, Metazoa, Chordata, Actinopteri, Syngnathiformes, Syngnathidae. Gene Ontology annotation, biological process: protein desumoylation; Cajal body organization. The coding region runs from base 1 to 2811 and encodes 936 amino acids.
AUGGUGAUACUGCUGGAAUGGCAGCGGGCAGCAGCAGCAGCAGCGGCGGACCUUGGAAGGAGCGGCGCCGUAGCAAUGCCUGGUGAAGACGCCGGUUCGGGGGCUCUUGCCUCCCCACCGGUGGGGUAUUUGGGAAAAGUCCAGGAGAGGGCAGCGUCUCUAGAUCAAUGCCCGUGGUGCGCGUCCAAAGGUCGCCGCUCUUCCCUGCGCCUGUACCGCCUCAACCUGCACGAAUCAAUCCCGCUGUGCGUUGAGCCUCAGUGCCUCUUUCCUCUGGUCGGCCGUCCUCUGGAGGAUGUUUUGUCGAGUUUGAUCCCGUCGGACACGACAGCCGGCAACAGGAAGAGAAAGACUUUGUCAAACAAAGACGACUGCGAGGAAGUCAAAGCCAAGCGUCUGCGCUCCCGCCAGUCAUAUGCACGAAGCUCGCUUCAAAAUGGCCACUGUAGCGAGCUGUCAUCCCCCCAAGGCUGCCUUCCUUAUCAGGCACCCGCCUCUGGAUGUGAAUACCGGCCGCCAGAGGACGAGCCUUCUUCUUCGUUGAACUUGACGCCACCGACAGAUGAGGACAAUGGCGACUUGGAAUCGUCCGACCGGGCUCCCGAGGGACCGGCUGACGCUCCCAAAGAAUCAGUUGCCUCUCCAGGGGAACCUGUCGACGCCCGCGUGGAAGCCGUCAGCUCUCCCGGAGGAUGUGUCGACAUGACGGCGGAAACUGGCGAGGAAUCCGUCGACGAACUUGUCGGUGCGGCGGGGAAGCCCCAAAGCGGCACGCCGGGGCAUCUCUUCUGGAAGAAUGCUCACAACCUGUGCUGGCUGGACGUCCUGCUUGUGGUACUGGUCAACUGCCAGAGCCUGAGGAGGCGCAAAGCCCAGCACGAGCCUCAGCGUGCCGCCAUCUGGCGCCUCAUGAACGGCUAUGACGGCGCGUGGCGCGCCCUCCAAGCGGAAAGCGAUGGUGAAGCGAGAGCGCGGUGCCGUGCCGACGAGCGUCUGCAGAGCCUCAGGGCGGCUGUCUUUGAGUCGUUGCAGCCGCGCCUGCACUGCCAACUCGGCCAGGAGGAAAGUCCCGUGUUCGCUCUGCCCCUCCUGCUGGCGGCCGACUCGUGGGCGGAGCCUCUCUUUCGGACCACCUUUCGCUGGGAGUUUGAGUGCGCAGAGUGCAAGACGGUUACUAGGGAAAGAGUCACCAAAACGCUCACCACGUUCACCGAGUUGGUGCCGGAUUGGCACCCGUUGCGCGCCACCCACUUGGGGCCGUGCAACGCCUGCGGCGCCCGCCAUCAGCGCAGGACCAUGAAGCUGGAACGGGUGGCUGCAGUGUUGGCGCUGCACUUUGUGGAGGGCGUGCCGCACAGCGACGUGGACGCGCUCACCUUUAACCUGGAGGGCCGCACGCACACCGUCACGGCGCUCAUCCAGUAUGAUCAGCGGGCCGAGCAUUUUGUGGCCUGGACGCGCACACCCGACGGCUCCUGGCUCGAGUUUGAUGACUUGAAGCACCCGCAGAGCGUGCUCCAUGCCAAGCUGCCCGUUCCCGCUCAAGAAAUGCACAUUCUCUUUUGGGAAGCGGAGGACGAUUCUGCCGGCUCGGAAGCGUGCUCGCCGUCCAGUACGCGGCCGGAUUCCCCGCCUUCCCAAAGCCUAGUCCUGGACCAGAACGCCUCGAUGUUGGGGGAUUGCGGCGACGUGUCCAUCGGCUCCGCCACGCUGCUAAGUGCCUUCAACGGGCUGUCCCACGAUGACAUCGUCACGCUCACCCUGACAGAGGUCGGAGCCGACACGCUGACGGAUCACCAAGCACUUCUGGACUGCAUGCCGGAUAGCUCCGAAGACCCUCCGCAAUUGAUCCAGUCUAGCGACCCCACAGACAAAGAUCCCGACUAUGACCCCGCUUUGAAAGAAGCUCCGAGGAGAAGCAGCAGGAUCUCCAAAGUCAAACCUAAACGCGACAAAAAGAAGGCUAAGACCAACACGGCGCCACCACAGGAAGCAAACGAUCGAGAUAGCUGCCCAGCUCAAGAUGGCACGCUGAUCCAAGCCAGCCGCGCACCCGCUGAAGCCUCCGACCCGCCGCAUCAAAUCGUCCAGAGGGCCUCGCCCGAAUCCUCCACUGGGCCACGGUCACCACCUUUGAACUACAACUCCCGCUGGUCCUUCCUGAUCAGCCAACAUCUUGCCAAUCAGAAGCCAAGCACCAGCAAGCCCCCUCCUGCACCUGUCCCUCGUGUGAAAUCCCUUCCCAGUCAUUCCACACCCACUCCCGCCAGGAGGCCGCCCGCUCCCAAACCUCAGCCGCUACGUACAGAGGACAGCGACGGGCAUCCCCUGAAGGCCGCCGAGACGUUUGGCGCGUUCGGUGCCGCCGUCCGAUCCCCGCCGCCAUCGUCUCCAAAGAAGAGUUGGCAUAGUCAAAGCCAGACUCUGGCCCCUCGUCCGCUCGCCAUCCUUAGCGACACGGAAGCGCUGCGGUACAAGCUGCUGAAGAAGCUGAAGGCCAAGAAGAAGAAACUGGCCAAGCUCAAUCAGCUGCUGGCGCACGCGCCCGACAGCGCGGCGCCUUUUAGCAUCAGCUCGUCCGCCACGCGCACCACCGCCUUGCCGGCCGACCUGCCGCUUCCCUCGCCUGACAGUUCGGGCUUUCUGGACGUGCUGGCCUGCUGCCAAGAUGGGACUCCCAAUACCCCACAGCCGCCGGUGCAAGCUGAAAAUUUCCUGGACGAGCUGCUGGCGAUGACGCCGGUGGCGACGGAGGCUCAGCAAGCGAUGGAGGAUGAGACCCUCAGAGAACUGGAACUUUUACUCUCAUAGGAUAGGAACACCCGAAAAUGCUCUGGAUCCUUUCUAGUUCAUAGAAACUAAGGAAUACAAUUAUUUAGGCUACUCGUUUGCUAUACAUUGUGCUACUUUGUACGACCACUUGGGGGCAGUAUAAGGCAGGUUUAUGAUGGUGUAAGCCACGGGUAUUAGUCAUUAUUUGUAGAGGAUAACAAAUAUUCAUUCAUGUGUGUCGCUCCAGCAUUUGACAUUUUAUUCAUAUUCUGCCAAAAUAGCUUGCGGCUGGUUAGUGUAUUAAAUGUUAAUUUAUUUUGUGAAGCACUUCCGAGUAUUUCUUUCAUAGGUGAGGAAAUUAUGAUUGCAAUUUGAAAUGGUUAAUUCGUGUCUAUAAAAGCAGCUCUAUCCUGAUGUAAUUUGGCUGAAUAAAGUACACGAACGUUUA